AUGAAGACCAAGAAGCAGUUGUCUUAUAUUCCUGGCUUACGCGGGUGUUUCUGGCGUUUUUGGCUGUUUGUGGCGCUCUGGCUUGUGGAGCAGCAGAAUGUGUACUCAUCAGGGGCAUCAAAAAAAAAGGCCGCCGAGGAGGACACAGAAUUCGAAACUGCCGGAGGACUCGCAGGCGAUACGAUGGCCAAACUGCAUGCAGAACUGGCUGCCCAGCAGGAAAUAACGGACACCCGGCUCGCGACAGGACUUCUUACAAAGAAUCGAGGCCACGUAGUUGCUCUCAUUGUGCUUUUCUUGAUCUUAAUAAGGACAAUUGUACUUCGCAGGGGACGAGAGCGCAAAAAGAAGGUUGAAGAAGAAGUUAGACCUCCCCGAGAGGAACCCCAAGCGAAAGAGCAAGAAGGAGAAGAAGAAGCAGAAGAAGAGGAAGAAAAGCCUGUUCCAGAAGUGGAGCCUUCACCGGAACAGGUAGUUUUGCAGCCAGAAGAACCUGCGAAAGAAGUACCUCUGCCACAAGUGCCUACGCAAGUUCCCGUGCCAAGACCGAGGCGUAAACCAAAAGCGGAAGUUCCACCUGAAAAACAACCAGAGGAAACUGGUGCCGAUGGACAGCCAGAAGAAUUCGUGCAGCAGCCGGUAACUCGUGCAAGGAAGACUCGGAGGGAAGUUGUCCGGAAGGAGAUGCCUCCUCCCGAGGCCCCUACCCAGGUGCAGCCAGGUAUUGAAGAGCAAGUGGAAGAAGAAGAACCUGUCCAACAACCGACUCAGCCACAACCUGAUGAGCCUACACCGAUACAACCUACCUUGCCGCAGCCUCCAGAACAACCAGUUCCAGGUCCAGCGCCUGGCGUGCCAGAAGUGUCGUAUAUGGAACCUACUGUCCCUCCAACUGUCGUCACUGUGCCGCCCGACGAAGUCAGAGAACCCGCCCCUGUAACGGUUAUCCACGAGGACCAGGAGCUGCCAGAAUUGAGGGCUCGGCGGAGCCUCGUUAGCAGUCUGGUGGACGUCGCGACAAGGCUGGUAGAUGAGUUGCCGGGAGAACAGGCACGACCAAUUCUCGAUGCAUUGAAGAUAAAAGCGGCCGCAGCUGAAAAGGCAGAGAGGGAGUACGAUUUGGCAAGAUCCCGCAGAGACCCAAACCUUCCAGGCAUUCGAAAUGCAGUCAUCCAUGCAAUAAACACAUCCAUUGAAGGGUCCCGCAGUGAUCUAUUGCAGUUGGCAGAUCUGGCAAGGUCAAGUGCUUGGAUGCUGUCCCAGGUAGCGACGCUGUCUUCGGUGGAAAAUACCGCUGUAACUGUGAAACAGGAGAAUGACACGCAGCUUAGGAUCUUGAGGUCAGCACAAUUCAUAGAUGAGUGCGAAGCAGAUGAUUUCGUCGAUAUUUACGCAGCCGUUGCUGCGCUGAACUUCAGGAUGAAAACCUUGCAGCGCUUGGCUGAACUGGAUGCCGCAUUGAACAGAGAUAUUCUAGAUAUGCAGAAGAUGUGGAUGAAGGGGAGGCUUCAGCUCGACCGGAUACCGCUCGAGGUGGACGCGAAUUUGGUUCAGGAACUUAAUGUACUAUUCUCGAAGAGCCGUCAAGCACCUCCGGGUCAGGCAGCUUCUGGAAUAACAGACGCAGAUAUGGAAAUCAUCAGGGGUAUGUUUAUUCGGCAGUAUGAGGAUGUACAGGCUAUGGAAAAGGCAACAAGCUUCGACACUGUUGCCGCUAUGUAUGAACGCGCGAAGAUGUUCAACGGAAAGCUCGAAGGCAUAUUGGAUGCGCAGAAGAACAAGUUGCGUGCAGCUCUGGAGCGCCAGCCGCUCACCAAGGAAGAGGCCACCGUUGCGGCUGAGGCGAUGGCGAAAAUUGCUGACACUGCCGUCGACGAAGGCGAAGAAUGCUGGCGUCACUUGCAGAUUGUGAAUUCAGAGGUUAGCGGAAAAUAUGAAGAGGGACCCGGAGGAUUUGGCGGCAAGGCGUUGUUGCAAAAGCUGACAACUAAGAAAAAAGCCGGUACUGCUGAGCAAGCAGAGAGUGUGUUUUGCCCUGACAGCGCGAUUGCAAGUGAUGUGAAGAAGCAUUUUACCGAGCAGUGGCGCGACCUCGAAGCCUUUGCGAAGGAGCAGUGGAUGAAGGUGCAAGAUAUGCUCGAGAAGGCGAAGAAGGGGGCAAAGUACAAACUCGAUAAAGAGGGAUUUGGAUCCACUGCACUGGAUAAGAAAACGAGCCUGAGGGUGGAGACGGCGAGGAAGAAAGCAGAGGCAGGGAUCCCCUCAAUGCUAAUGCGAUAUUAUAACAGAUUAGUGAAGGAAUUUGAGGCGUAUGAGCAUGUGGUGAACGCUGCAUUGAUUUAUCCAUUCCGGCGCGGAUCACAGGAGUGGAGUGCAUUAGGGGAACUGAAAUCGCGAUUCGACUCUGAAAAGGCACUGGCCAAGGGAAGCCGAGAUUUUGAGCCGAUACCUGAAUAUGCAGCUACAAUGCUGCAGACAUACUUGAAAAUCUGGAGUCUGGUUGAAUCAGAAAGAGUACUGCAACUUAAAGAGGCAAUGGAAACGGCGCGCGUUGAUCUUCAUGAUGCAGCGCAGGGUUAG
This is a messenger RNA of Eimeria mitis, 2580 nucleotides long. RefSeq lists its product as uncharacterized. The record is from RefSeq and is a predicted model, not a curated record. The coding region runs from base 1 to 2580 and encodes 859 amino acids. Lineage: Eukaryota; Apicomplexa; Conoidasida; Eucoccidiorida; Eimeriidae. The transcript has 3 exons.